AUGUCUCAGCAAUUACAACAGGCGGUAGAGAUCGCAAAUUCAUCCACAGCGGAUGGAGAACUAAAAAAACAAGCAUUGCAUUAUGUUGAGCAAAUGAAAAGUAGUUCAAAUGCUGCGGAAUUAUUUGUUGCUUACUUGAAAGAGCCCGGUAUAAGCGACAUAGGACGAUUUGUGGCUUUGCAGGUGCUCUGUGAGUUGGCAAUGGAUAGUUCUCGAAGGGAAAGAUUGAUUUACUUAAAAGAUACCGUUUUUUCUAUUUUAAGGGAGAAUGUUAGCGGGGGAGGAAAUGAGCCUGAGUAUGUGCGGAAUAAGAUUGCGGAGUUGGUUAGUCGGUUGUUCUAUACCAUGUAUGGGGAGAUAAACGGGAACCUAUGGUCUAGCUUUUUUUCUGAUAUAAUGCAACUGACGCAAGUAAUAGGAUUCAGAGAUGGGGUUAUGAGAGAAUAUAACGCAGUUGGUAUGGAUUAUUUUCUGCGAAUCUGCGCUUCUAUUAACUCCGAGAUAGGGGAUCAAACUUUUGUUAGAUCGAAAGAGUCUCAGCAAAAAAAUAACAGCUUGAAAGAUACUAUGAGAGUCCAGGAUGUGGGAGCUUUGGCUACUGUGUGGCUUCAUGGGCUGCAGUCGAUCCAGCAAGAUGUGGGGAAACAGGAUCUUGCGAAUUUGAUUAUGCAGUGUAUUGGUUCAUACAUAUCAUGGAUAGACAUAAACCUUGUCGUGAACUCCAACUACAUAGCUACAAUCUACGAUUUUCUCAACUAUGAGAAGACGAAGAAAACCUGUGCCCAGUGUUUAUGCGAGAUCAUUUCAAAAAAGAUGAAACCCAGGGACAAAUUACAGUUGCUUGGGAUGUUGAGUCUUACAGAUAAGGUAGCCGAGCUGGGAGAUGUGGACGUUGACGUGUACGAGCAGUUCUCUAAGUUGGCUGCUACGGUUGGGUUAGAGUUGUCCAUGAUUCUAGAGCAGUGUCACGAAGAUUCGCCGCCCCUGGAGGCAGGUUCGACAGCGAACAGUGCUGACCAGCAAAUAAUAAGCGAGGUGGCGCCAUUGGUUCUCAAGUUUAUGAACCACGAAUACGAUUCCGUUACGCAACAGACUUUUCCUUUUAUAUCGCAUUACCUGGCCAUUUUGAAGAAGCUUUUCGCGGUUGGAGGUAAACCGGGAAGUACGGUUGCAAUGAACUCUAAGAAACUGCCAUUUGAUCAAGCUCACCAUGAUUUCCUAAGCAACUGUAUAUCUGUUUGCAUGAAGAAAAUGGCCAUCGACGAAACAUGUGCCAAGGACGACACAGAUGACAUUGAAGAAUUUGUGGAAACUGUGAGGUCUAAAUUGAAAGUGUUCCAGGAUAGCAUAGCCGUAAUAAACCCAUCCAUAUACCUGGACCAUAUUUCCAAGCAUAUAGAAUCUUUGUUACUUUCACAAGACUGGAGAAGUUUGGAAUUAGCACUUUACCAAAUGCAUAAUCUAGCCGAAUCCAUCAGGAACAAUUACUUUGGUCUUAACAAAACUGCAAUUGCGCAAUCGCAUCCCUCACAACUCAUGACAAAAUUUAUGAACACAAUCUUGAAUACCAAUUCCAUUUUUCAGUCUAAUAAUCCACUAAUUGAAAUAUCCUUUUUUGAACUUGUUGUAAGACACUAUAAUUUUAUCAGUAACGCAGGCAUCAACGAGGUUACAAUCCUAAACAUUUUUUGUGCUCCUUUUGGUAUGUUUAAUGAGGUAGAGAGAGUAAGAUUAAGAUCCUGGUAUUUAUUUUCAAGGUUAGUUAAGGUUACUAAGCCCAAGCUUGAUGAUGACGUAUUGGCACAGCUACUAUCGAAACUCUCGCCAUUACUAGCGAUAAAGACAGUAGAAGGCACAAACGGUGAUCCAGAUGUUGACACCGUCUUUGACAACCAGCUAUACAUCUUCGAAGGUGUUGGAAUAUUGAUCGGAGCUAAAGCAAGUGAGCAAUACGACAUUCUUGAUAGCGUAUUGACUCCCUUGUUUUCUGAUCUUGAGUCAUGUAUUUCCGUACCUGUAAAAACUCCAGUAGUUGUGUUGCAAGCCCAUCACAUAUUGAUGGCAAUUGGCACCAUUACCCGUGGUGUUCAUGCUGGUUUAGUUCCCGAAAACCAAUUGAACAAUAUACAAACUACGACUGCAUUAGUUCAUAAAUCGUUGAUUGAAAAGUUUUCUAACAUCGCAGAAGUGAUUUUAGUUACUUUCUCCUACUUCAACAAGCAUGAGAAUAUCAGGGACGCGGCAAGAUUCUCCUUUGCACGUUUGACGCCAAUCUUAAAGAACAAUAUUAUCCCAUUCUCUAGCAGAUUAAUCUCCAUCUUCCUAGAAUCGGAUCUUAAAACAAUUGAGAUGAACGAUUUCUUAGGGUUUUUAGGACAAAUGGUCCACAAUUUUCACGAAGACGACAAUUGUUACCAGUUAUUUAAUAACUUGUUCACACCAAUGAUUAAGAAGGUCUUUGCUUUGGCAUCUCAGCUCGAGGAAGAAGGCCUCAUCACCGCUUCCGAGUCUCCAAACAAACCUGGUAACGGAAAAAAUGUCGUUGUAACAGACUCCUUUAGAGAUAGAGUGCAACUAAAGAAAGCCUACUACAGUUUCCUGCAGUCAUUUGUUACCAACAAUGUAACUUCAUUGUUGCUCACUACCACAAACAGAAAUAUUCUGCCCAUAAUUUUGACCGAUUUGUUGACAUAUUCGUCCUCUGAAAUUCACGAAACUUCCACCACGAAGUUGGCUCUCAAUGUGUUAGUGAACUUUGUCAAGUUUUUCGGAACUGGUAGGUGUUCAGAUCCCAAUGACCGUAACGCUAACACCUUUGAUCCAAUUGAAGGUCUUAACGAGUUUUUCAUUGCAAAGGCUAUUCCCUUAGUCUUUGAAGUGCCCUUUAAAUCGGAGUAUGAAUUCAACAUUGAGGACGGCAGCUGUCGUGUCGUUGCUACGGACCUCUCUCGUCUUCUAAAGGCUCUUUGCGACAUUAACGGUGAUGUCAGUAACAACGCAUGUCUUAAAUAUCUAACCGAUGCUUAUUUCCUGGAGAUACAAUUUCCACAGCAGAUGGCCGUAGAAUUCGUCCAUGCUCUAGCCACAUCAGAUGAAAAGCAGUUUGAAAAGUACUUCAUCAAUUUCAUCAGGUGCAUGAAGUCUUAA
This is a messenger RNA of Eremothecium sinecaudum, 3147 nucleotides long. It is a transcript of the gene LOS1, whose product is annotated as Ran GTPase-binding protein LOS1. Bases 1 to 3147 code for a protein of 1048 amino acids. Gene Ontology annotation, biological process: tRNA re-export from nucleus. The transcript has a single exon. Gene Ontology annotation, cellular component: nuclear matrix; nuclear pore; cytoplasm. NCBI's taxonomy places the organism in Eukaryota, Fungi, Ascomycota, Saccharomycetes, Saccharomycetales, Saccharomycetaceae. Gene Ontology annotation, molecular function: tRNA binding; small GTPase binding. The record is from RefSeq and is a predicted model, not a curated record.